GGUAUACGCAGUCGCGUUGAGAAAACAUUGGCUGCUCGCGCUGUGGACAAAUUCGUGUCCAGUGACGUGAAGCCUUGUGCGCGCUGCAAAUCUUCUCUACACCGUUCUGUCUUGUGGAAGACUGACACUCUAAUCACACUUCUUUUAGCUCCGUUAUAAAAGACGACCUGCCACAAAUAAGCUCCCGUUGUUUCAUUUGUUCGAGUUGUGCGCCGUUUUCAGAACAUCCGUUCCGAGCCUCACUUCUUUCGCUCUGUCCUCUUCUCGAGAGUGCGACGUUCUUCGAAAAGGCAACCAACUAAGCGGACUGUGAGCUAUGACCAACGCUUUGAACAAAUAAAGACAUUUAUACAACAAGGGGACACCAACCAUAUCAUCAUUCUUGAGCGCAGUUGAACAGAGAGAAGAGAGAGUGAAGCAGAGGGAGUGAGUGUGUGCAGGGAGGGCGUGAGGGCGAGGAUAGUCCAUGGAUGCUGCGCGGAUUGAGGGGACAGCGCAUUCUCAUCUGACCAGGAAAAGAAAGAUUUCAAAAUUGAGUCGAAGGACAGAAACUCGCCAUCAGGCAUGGUGUGUGAGAAGGGGAUCCAGAUCCUUCUCACCAUCGUGGGGGCGUUCGCCUCCUUCGGCCUGAUGACGGUGGCGAUCGGCACGGACUACUGGCUCUACUCGCGGGCAGUCAUCUGCAACAGCACGGCCAAUGUCACCCAGGACGAUCCCCACAACAAGGACAAGAAGGACCCCGGAGCCCUCACCCACUCCGGCCUCUGGAGGAUCUGCUGCCUGGAGGGGGUAAAGCGAGGCGUGUGCUCACAGAUCAACCACUUCCCCGAGGACGCCGAUUUUGACCACGAUGGAGCGGAGUACGUUUUACGAGUGGUUAGGGCCUCCAACAUCUUCCCCAUCCUCAGUGCCAUCUUGCUGCUGAUGGGCGGGGUUUGCAUUGCCGCCAGUCGCUUCUACAAGAGCAAGCGGAACAUCAUUCUGGGGGCCGGGAUCCUGUUUGUGGCGGCAGGCCUGAGCAACAUCAUCGGUGUGAUCGUGUACAUCUCCGCGGCGCUGGGCGACAUCUCACCGAAGAAGGACGAAGACAAGAAGUGGCAGUACUCGUACGGCUGGUCCUUCUACUUCGGUGGCCUGUCGUUCAUCCUGGCCGAGAUGGUGGGCGUGCUCGCUGUCAACAUCUACAUCGAGAAGAACAAGGAGCUCCGGUGCCGCUCGCGCACUGACAUCUUCAAGAGCACCACGCACGCCAUGCUGAGGUUGCCUAGCUACCGCUUCCGUCGCCGCUCGCGCUCCAGCUCGCGCUCCACCGACCCCUCCCGCUCGCGGGACCCCUCCCCCGUGGGCGGGCCACCAGGGGCCAAGGCCUUCGGACUGCCUCCGUCAGCCCUCCUGUCACAGGGCCCCAUGUCGGUGUCGACGCUGCCCAACCCACACUCGCGCUCGCACUCGGCCCUGCCGGGCGGCGACAUCUCCCUUUACGCCCUCUCGCGAGACCCCAAGCUCGGGGCUCUGGGUGGCCUGGGGGCACCUCCGCUCUACGGCACGGUGGACCGCGCCACGCUUUACCAGCUCCACAACUGCUUCACCAAGGAAGGGGGAGGGGGAGCAGGUGGGGCUGUGGUGAUGAGCGGCACGCUGCCCCCGCUCAAGGCUCACAACCCAGGGGCGGGGAACUCGUCGGGCGGAGGCGCGGUGCUCGGCAACUCCGUGGCCCCACCUCUUCAGCCUCCACCCUUCUCCUCCUCAACGGUGGAGAGGGAGCGGGGCAUGAGCACGCUAGACCGGCUGGGAAAGGCCGAGAGCAACUCCAACACGCUGAACAGGAAGACCACGCCGGUGUAGUGCGGCCACGCCAAGCAGAGAGCCUUCGGCCGAAGGAAGACGACGGUUCUGGAAAGGACGGACAGCAGGAAGUGGAGGAAGAAAGAGGAGGAAGAAAUGAUCUUAUCCUUUUCUUCCUGUAUUAGAAGAUGCUUUCACGUUAUGAUAAAUACAAUUCAAAGAUUGUACUAGUGAUGAACAGCUCAUAAUAAAAACAACAACAACAUUCU
Messenger RNA from Electrophorus electricus (electric eel), 2054 nucleotides. RefSeq names its product calcium channel, voltage-dependent, gamma subunit 8b (gene cacng8b). The record is from RefSeq and is a predicted model, not a curated record. Lineage: Eukaryota; Metazoa; Chordata; Actinopteri; Gymnotiformes; Gymnotidae. Gene Ontology annotation, cellular component: AMPA glutamate receptor complex; postsynaptic density membrane. Gene Ontology annotation, biological process: regulation of AMPA receptor activity; neurotransmitter receptor internalization; postsynaptic neurotransmitter receptor diffusion trapping. Gene Ontology annotation, molecular function: channel regulator activity; voltage-gated calcium channel activity.